Messenger RNA from Haliotis rufescens (red abalone), 2345 nucleotides. RefSeq lists its product as uncharacterized. The record is from RefSeq and is a predicted model, not a curated record. Bases 160 to 1884 code for a protein of 574 amino acids. The transcript has 5 exons. NCBI's taxonomy places the organism in Eukaryota, Metazoa, Mollusca, Gastropoda, Lepetellida, Haliotidae.
GGUUUCAUACCUAGAAAUAGAUCUGACGACAUCCAACCCUUCACAUUCGUAUCUCCGAUCAAUCAGCGACUGGCGACAAACCUGUGUACCUGUGCAUAUACCUGUAAUCAAGCAGACAUUACUGCCACAUUGUGCACUGACAGCCUCGCACUCAACACCAUGGAGAACCAUAACUCCUACCAAUCAUAUCUUGAAUUCGUGACUACUGAAGCCGAUCCUCCAUCACUGAAGCUGACCAUAAAAUGGCAUGACAUGUCCAAGGUACUUGUGACAGUCAGUGACCAGCUUGGCCAAUUGAAAAGACUUACGCUGUUUGAAAGGAGCAAAGUCAAUCGUUUACGUUGUUCAGGAUUUUCAAACUCUGAGCAGUAUACUAUCGAGGUUUUUGGCCUGAGACAGUCCACCCCAACAAAUCAAGUCAGACCCUCGCCUGCUACAGUCUACUCUGUGGAGGCAGGAAAGAAAGUUGUCAUUUCUCGAGUUUCUGGACUUCAAGAGAGGGUAGAAGUCGUAGACCUGGGUGUUUCCCAAUAUCAUUUCUUUAGUGACAGAAUGAUCGACAUGCUCAAGACACAGGACCUCCUUCUGAUGGAGGUGAAAGAGAGGUCUCAGUUGGACAACAACUAUCAAAAACUUCCAGGACCUUCUGACAGUGAGGCAGGCCACAGACCUCCAGUAGACUACAUCCUUCAACCAGCAACAUAUUCCAGCUGUACAGCAAGUCUGUGUGUUGUGUUCUGUGAGGGAAGUCAGAAGGAGUAUGUUGUGAUGUCUUCCACCCCGGUAAGCACUGGCAUACAACUCCUGCCAGUCUGUCGGUCCAGGACCAAAUACAGGGUCAGGGCUGUCGGACUCAAAGAUUACCAAGUGUAUCGUUUUGACCAGCCAUCCCCUGUCUGCUACCUGUACGAAUGUCAUGAAUCAACAAAAGCCUUCUCCAUCAAGACUUGCAUGUCCAAAGAGGAAUUACAACAGCUGAAAACCAUGGCAGUCACUUACUGUCGGAGCAAGUCUCGGUACCCUGGGAAAUACACCAUCAAACAGUUCUACCGCAAUAAGCCUGUGCACUACUACACACACAUCAUGUCCAACAGAGGUGGAGUGAUGGAGAAGUACAUCAAGGACAACAAUGGCGACCCAUAUUCUGCGAUCAACAAGAAGAUUAACGGACUCUUCUUCAGUGGGUCACUGGAUGCCCGCACACGGAAGCCACCAGACUUCUCGUUCUUUGGAGACAAACGACUUUUCAUCCCUGCAGAGGAACUGUUUACAUGGGACACCAGGAUGUAUUUUGCAGACUUCUACUGUCACAAUGUCGUCCACUACGUCACAGUUGUGGUCACAAAGAAGGAAUCAGCUGAAGACAGAUUCUGUGAGGGAAGACUUAUUGAACUGGACUUAAAGGAUAAUCCUUUUUUCACCAUCAAAGAAGAGCCCUCAUACAUAGCUCUGGAUGGAACAUCCUACCAGGAUUUGGGAGACACAUCAUACCUAUACAGAAAGCCUUUCUCAAUGCAUGACAGACUUGCACAACAAACAGGGCUCAUGAGUACUGAACACUUUGUUUCUGCCAUGUAUCAACCCCCAUCCAGGCAAGUUAGGCAACUGGCUUCAUCUCUGGGUGAGUGUACUGCCAGUUACUCCAGAUCUGGAGGAAGGGUGGCUAAGAAGACAUUCACAAUGGUGUCGGUUGACGAGUUCCAUGUGGAGUUUUUGUACACAGAGGAUGUCGACAUCAGAGGGUUACAGAGCAGAUGCGGGGAGGGCAAGGUGUAUUUUGAGUAUGUUUGUACUCGAGGAAGAGGUCAGAGCCGGACAGAAGGAAUUCCAAAGAAGGCAUCAUGCAGAACAUGUAACCUUGAACGACAUCCCACCUUUUUCUAAAUGUGAACAUGAAAAGAUAUGUCAUAUUAUCAUCAAUACUGACUUAUACUCAAUGUGAUAUCAAUACAGACUGUGGCUUAAUUAGGAGAUAAACCUACUUUUGUUUUGAAAUUUGAUGUAGUCCCACUGUAGAUUAGAUACCUCUUAUUUUAAUUUGGAACUGCGAGCACUUUAGCAGGAUGUUUCAAAUGUAUCUACUCUACAGUGGAACUACAUCAAGUCUGUACUCUACAGAGGUUCAUCGCAACCUGUUGUGCACUGUUUGGACUCACCAAGUCAUUUCUUGGAAAUCAGUGAGAGAAGUCUGUUCUUGGAAAUCGAAUAUGCCAUUUGCAUUGUAGGGGUGACAGGUUGUAGAAAUAUUUUUUAAAAUGCUAAACGAAUAUAUUUUUCCAACAAACUUUAUGAAUUACCAUUCUACUAUUUAUUUUACAUGUGUCAGUCUUAUUAGUUGGGCCGGA